GUUGAUAGUAAUCAUUAUGCUUCUUUUCAGAGAAGAUGAAGAACUCUCUGCUUGCAGCUAUCAUUUUAUUUGUAGCAGAUUCCUGUAACUAUUUAAGCUGGGAUUUUCCAUUUUGCAAGCAGCUUCCAGAUUGGGACAAUGAAUUGGCCUGUUAUAAAGAACUAAGUGAGGAUCUAACCUGUACCUGGCUGCCGGCACCCAGUGCUCCAAAUAGUAUUAAUUACACCUUAUUUUUAAAAUGGGAGAGAAUCACAAAGCUUUUUAGAAGAAACACUUCAUCACCUUCCAUCACAAUAGAACGAAAAAAUCUCUUCAUGAACCGUUCUGCAUCUAUCUGGAUAGCAGUGAACUAUGCUCAUGCCAGCUGUGUGAAAGGAAAGAACAUCUCAGUUACACCGAGAAAAGCAGGGAAGUGUUUGACACCAUCUAACAUAAAAGCUCAUCAGAUCACAAAGCAAUUGGUCAUAAAAUGGAACUUACCUACAACUCCUACAGAAUAUGAGUUGAGAUACAGAGAGGCACUGACAGAAGCCACUCAGUGGACAAAGGUGCCCAUAGAAACCAAUGCUGUUAACAUCACUGUUUCAAAUGCUACAUCUUCAUAUAUCAUUCAGCUCAGAUGUAUAACCAAGGAUGGUCUUCAUUGUGUUUGCAUUUGGAGUAAAGAGAUUUUGGUCCCUCACAAGCUCAUGAACAAGCCAAGAAUAUCAUAUAAUGCAACUACAGAAAUAUCAUCAGGCAGAAGAAGUGUUCUUCUUAAGUGGGAGGUAAUGCAAAGUGAGAACGCCAUUGGAUACUACAUUGAUGUUGAAAGAAUACCCAACAGUUGCUGGGAUUCACCAAAUCGCAUCAUUCUAAAGGACAGAAAGGUUCUUCUAAAUAUCUCUAUGGCUUACUAUAGGAUUCAUAUUUCUGCCUAUAACAAAGCUGGACAAUCUCCACAAACCAUCUACACUGUCCCAGAUUUCUCUGCAACAGAUUUGCCUGGCCAAAUUAAUGUUAAGCCUCACGGAACUAAUGCGGUUGUCACCUGGAAUCCAGAAUACAGUCCAAAAUGUUUUGUGGUUGACUGGGGCACUAGUAAAGAGGAUAUGCGCAUGAAAAUAGUAGCUACAGCUGCUGGAAAUUUCACGUUAGACAAUAUUAAUCCAUAUAAGUUGUACAAAAUCAUGGUGCAUGCAUCUGAUGUGUGUCAGUGUGAAAGUUUCAGAGGACAUGAAAAGACUUUCGGAGUAACCCACUUUUACUCAGUUGAAGGAGUUCCUAGGAUAGGACCCACUAAUAUAACAAUUCUAAAUAUCACAAAGCAUUCUGCAUUUGUGAAGUGGUCUCAAAUAUCUGCUGAAGACUGUAUGGGCUUUCUCCAGGGAUACAAAAUCAAAUACACAGAUUCAUCAAUGAAAAAGUUUCUGGCUGCUAGCAUCAACUCUUCUACUACAAGUUACCAUCUUACUGGACUUAAGGAAAAGACCAUCUACCGUGUAGAGAUUUCAGGAUUCACUAAAGCUGGAGAAGGAUCACCAUCUUUUUCACCACAAUUCAGUACUCUAAAAUAUGAAAAAGGAGAAUUUGAAGGUUUAAUGACUGGCCUUUGUUUCAGCAUGUUUGCUCUGGUUUUUGCACCUAUGACAUGUAUUCUGAUGCUUAAGAGGUUGAAAAUAUCAUGCUGGUCCAGUGUACCAAAUCCAAGAAAGAGCAGUGCAAUCCAAGAUAUGAGCAACUGGAAACCCAUUUCAAAAUCACUGCUUCAAACCCUGCCAGACAAUGAUACCACCAGCCUUCAUGUCAUAGAGCACGAGGAAAAGGCAUCUUUGAAGUUAGAGCACUUUACAGAUGGCAGAGAAGACAGCAAGCAUGACAUCAGAGAGUCAGAAGAACCUAGCAAUAAUAUAGGCAUAAAUAUAAUACAUAAAGAAAUCCCUGAAAAAACAAUUACAAAUGAAAAAGAUGGAAUAAUUUCCUUUACGGUACCCCUCUUGAGUGACUAUACCAGCAUGGAGUGCAGCCAGAAAGCUCUGAUAAGUCUGACAGUGAAGCUGCCUGCAAGACCUGCUCAUCCUCACCUGGAAAUGGAACUAAGUAGUAAGCCAACACAAAAUGAACAUCAAGUUUUGUUUGCUCCCCAGGACUACCUCAAACAAAGCCAGGUAGUAUUUUUGCCACCUAGACCAACUUCGGUGGCAAAAGUCGAUUUGAACUGAGGAAUCUUGAAAAAUUCAGCUUUCAAAACCUCAGGUUCAUGAAUGGAGGGCAUUAAGAGCAUAUAAGACAGUGACUUUGUGAUGAGAACUGUGCUCUAGUUCAGUGGGCAUCCUUCCUCAGAUCCCUUGGUCUGAGGAAAACUAUUUCUAGUCGUCUAGUCUAAAAACAACAAUUUCUAGUCAUCAGAAAAGCUUGCUACUUAGUACUAGCAGUGUAAGAUCUGGUUUUCAGAUAUAACAAUAAUGUUCUUCAGUAAAAAUCCUACAAAAACCACCUAACAGGACAAAGCUCUCUAGUUAGUUGAAUGAACAAAAUAGUGGGACGCCUUGAAUUUAGGAAUAGAAAAUGAUGCUUAUCCAUCUAUGGAACUUUGAUGAAUAAUCCUGAUGAAGAAAAGAUGAUAACAAGUGUUAUUAUUACCAAAGUUUUACUUGCAUUAAGGCUAUUUCUUCUUAUGUUUAUCUACACAGACAGAAAUCCAUUUAUAUUCUUGUGUGUGAUGAGGUUGCAGAUACUAUUUCACCUUGUAUACAAUAACAAAAACUGUGGAAUAAAAUUAAUGAGCUGAAUAGCUAGUUCAUUUAGUCACUCCCCAAGCUUUGCAUAGAGAAGAUGCCAUUGAAAUAUAUGAGCUCCUCUGUAUGAUAUCUAUGUGACUGCAUCAUGUAUCUCCACAACGCACUGAGUCUGAACUGCUUAGAGGGACCUCUCUCUCACCCAAAAAUUCCAUAGGCAUUAAUGGUUUGCAGUUAUUGUAGAAGUUUAUUACUGUCUUUUCUAUUCUGUGGAGCAUUUUAUUAAGAUUAUUUCAUGAAGAAAGAAGUUUAUCAAUUUCUAAGCACUGGAUGUUCCCUAGACUGACAUCUCUAAGUGAAAAGAAAAGACUCUUCUAUGUGGAGACCAUUUGAAGAGUAUACUUGCUAAACAGUCUUACCCAGACAAAAAGGGACGUGGACUAGGAGGCACGGAGUGUUGUGUCUUCAGAUUAGGGGUAGCUGUCUAAAAAUACAAGUGCAUAUAGAGAUGUAAAAAACCCUGCAGAAUACUGCCUCUAGUAACAUACAUGCAAGAUAUUUCAUUUUAUUUAGAAUACUGUGUUCAAGUGGUUUCAGCUGGUUAUACUCUUAACUUCAGUUCAGUUGGUUGCAGUUAUAUGCUCUUUAUUGUCAAGAUGUGUUACAUGAAAAGUGCAAUUGCAAACACGGGGGCUCAAGGCCAUAAACGCCAAUGUAUUUUGAAUAUAUCUUGGGGUUUUUUAGGCAGCAUACAGAAAUUCCUCCAGAUGACCAGAGUUGGCAUUAGUGAGAGUUUAGACAUUAUAAAAGCUUAAACACUUGACUGCAGGCCUGGAUGGCACACAGGCACAGUGAUUUAUAGCAUGGGAUAAGAUACUGCAGGGUUACAAGGAUCUAGUAUUUCUUAUUUACAGAGAAAUGAAUGUAAUAUCUAUUCUCUAACAUGGCCUGUGUAUUGAGCACAAGUAGAAGGUUUAAAAAAAAACCAGCAUCCAAGUAUAGGACAAUAACAAAAUAGAAGAAAAAAUUGUGAAUGCUGGAGGUAAGUGAAUUCUCACAGUGUUGAUGUAACAAAGGGUACCAUCUGGCUAUGUGACACCUUUUAAGUGGGUAAGAUAUGCAUAGAGCCUAGAUAAAGCCUAUGGCUAAAUAACUGCUUUACUGCCAGCUGUGCAAUUCGUGAUGCGCAGAAAAAGAGUGACGAAGGUGAAAAACAAAAUUGCUUUGACAUUUACAUUCUUGAACAUAAGUUCUUCUCGUUCUCACAUUUCCCAGUUUUUCUCACAUUUCUAAAGUGUCUCAAAAGCUAGGUAACAGAAAAAGAGAUCUGUGGAUGCCAAGUCAUGGCACAUUACUGAGUCAGCAGUGACUAAAAAGAGUACAGUAAUAGUAGUGAGUCAAUUAGCACCUGAAAACAGCAAAGUCAAUAUGCUGGUUUUUUCUGGUAAUGAGAGUAAAUCAAUUUUUUCUUGCGUACUUUAAUGUAUGAAUAGAAUGAACACAGAGAUACAUUUUUACACAUUUUUUACACUUGAGGGUAGAUCAGAGCAGUAACUAGACAGCACUCAAAAACAUGACAGUGUUUUUCAGAUAUGGGAAAUAAAGUCACUCAGCCUGGAACAGCAGAUUGCAGCAAUCACAAUAUUCCAGAGCGUUUUUUUUUUCCCCUCUGUAUUAACUGUCAAAUAGAAUAAUAGGAACCACCAAAUGUUAUAAAUUUGCUAAAAACCAAAGCUUUGUCAGUACUCUGACAAUCUUAAAAGCCACCUUACAGCACAAGGGCAUCUGCACUUGAACAGUCCUCUGAAGGCAAAGUACAGGAGAAGCCCAUCGACUUGAAUCAACUCCAGCUACUGCUAUAAAAAUUGUAA
Molecule: messenger RNA, 4588 nt
Organism: Centrocercus urophasianus (Greater sage-grouse)
Lineage: Eukaryota; Metazoa; Chordata; Aves; Galliformes; Phasianidae
Product: interleukin-31 receptor subunit alpha-like
Exons: 15
Coding region: 36-2201 (721 amino acids)
Biological process (GO): cytokine-mediated signaling pathway
Cellular component (GO): membrane; signaling receptor complex; external side of plasma membrane
Molecular function (GO): cytokine binding; cytokine receptor activity
Source: RefSeq, a predicted model, not a curated record